Molecule: messenger RNA, 3070 nt
Organism: Orbicella faveolata
Lineage: Eukaryota; Metazoa; Cnidaria; Anthozoa; Scleractinia; Merulinidae
Product: EGF-like repeat and discoidin I-like domain-containing protein 3
Source: RefSeq, a predicted model, not a curated record
UUACUUUUGAGUGGGCAAUUCUCAACCUUGUUAUUGUGCUAUAUAAUUCUCAGGUUUUUCCAGCAAACAAGGACAGAAAUACAGUCACUGAACAUCUACUCGUGACAGCAUUCAGUGCUCGACUCAUUCGAUUUCACCCCAAGACCUACCAUGGACAUACGUCUAUGAGAGUCGAAGUGUAUGGCUGCAGAAAUGUUCACAGUUGUUCAGUGUCACUCGGUAUGGAAGACAAACGCAUCCCUGACGGUGCGUUUACAGCUUCUGGUAGUCAUGACAACAACCACAGACCUUCGCUUGCAAGACUGAACAUUUUGUCUGAUGGCAAACAUGUUGGUGCCUGGUGUCCAAAACAUAAAAGCACUAAUCAGUGGCUCCAGAUAGACUUGGGAGAAAUCACUGCAGUUACAAAAGUGGCAACUCAAGGCCGGUACAACACUGAGGACAGGGUUAAAACGUACACGCUUUCAUACAGUGUGGAUGGAAUGCACUGGAUUAGCUACAAACAACGUGCUACUGAAAAGGUCUUUGCUGGGAACACUGACAGAAACACUGUCAUUGCACACUCUCUUAGACCUCACAUCGAUGCUCGCUUCAUCCGCUUUCAUCCAAAGACCCACAAUCAUAAUGUACCUUGCCUGAGAGUUGAACUGUAUGGCUGCCGAAAAGUGAAGAACUGUCUUAUGCCUGUGGGGGUGGAGGACGGUAGAAUUCCUGAUGAAGCAUUCACAGCUUCGUCCUCAGCAAGUUCCAGCUAUCUUCCAAAUAGAGGCAGACUCAACUUAUUACCAAGUGGUGGGAAAUCUUGUUGGUCAGCUGGUCAGAAUAAUGCCAACCAGUGGCUUCAGGUAAACCUGGGCCAGUUGCACAACAUAAGAGGCGUGGCCACUCAGGGUCGACAUGAUGCUAAUCAAUGGGUGACCAGUUUCUCAUUGGCUUACACCGCAGACGGCUUCAAUUGGGUUUACAUCCUGGAAAACAGUCAAGUCAAGUUGUUUCACAGUGAUUUACUUCGUUUCGACAUGUCCCGAAUAAACUAUAAUAGCCAAACUCUCGCAGUUCACAGUUGUUCAGUGUCACUCGGUAUGGAAGACAAACGCAUCCCUGACGGUGCGAUUACAGCUUCCAGUAGUGUUGACAAUACGCACAGACCUUCACUUGCAAGACUGAACAUUUUGUCUGAUGGCAAACAUAUGGGUGCCUGGUGUCCAAAGGUGAAAAGCACUAAUCAGUGGCUUCAGAUAGACUUGGGAGAAAUCACGGCAGUGACAAAAGUGGCAACUCAAGGCCGGUACAACAGUGAGGACAGGGUUAAAACGUAUACGCUUUCAUACAGUGUGGAUGGAAUGCACUGGACUAGCUACAAACAACGUGCUACUGAAAAGGUCUUUGCUGGGAACACUGACAGAAACACUGUCACUACACACUCUCUUAGACCUCACAUCGAUGCUCGCUUCAUCCGCUUUCAUCCAAAGACCCACAAUCAUAAUACACCUUGCCUGAGAGUUGAACUGUAUGGCUGCCGAAAAGUGAAGAACUGUCUUAUGCCUGUGGGGGUGGAGGACGGUAGAAUUCCUGAUGAAGCAUUCACAGCUUCGUCCUCGGCAAGUUCCAGCUAUCUUCCAAAUAGAGGGAGACUCAACUUAUUACCAAGUGGCGGGAAAUCUUGUUGGGCAGCUGGUCAGAAUAAUGCCAACCAGUGGCUUCAGGUAAACCUUGGCCAGUUGCACAAUAUAAGAGGCGUGGCCACUCAGGGCCGACAUGAUGCUAAUCAAUGGGUGACCAGUUUCUCAUUGGCUUACACCGCAGACGACUUCAAUUGGGUUUACAUCCGGGAAAACAGUCAAGUCAAGACGUUCCUAGGCAACAGCGACAGAGCCACAGUUACAAAAUAUUUCUUCAAUCCAGACACUCUGGUUUUUGCCAGAAGCGUUCGGUUCCAUCCUAAAGCUUGGGCUGGUCACAUCUCGAUGCGAGUAGAGAUUUAUGGUUGCAGAGAAGCUCGUAGUUGUUUUCUACCUCUGGGAAUGGAGAGUGGCCAUCUUCCAGACAGCGCAAUAUCAGCAUCGACAUACUAUGACGCCAAUCACAUUCCCCAGUUUUCCCGCCUUAACAAGAUCCCAGCUUCGGGUAAGGCCGGGGCCUGGUGCACGAGCACUAACAAUGGUAAUGAAUGGCUGCAGGUUUACUUUGGUCGGGAAACGACAGUCACCAAAGUGGCGACUCAGGGGACGUAUAAUACUAAUAACCGGGUAACAAGCUACAGUUUGUCCUACAGUGUUGAUGGAUCGCAUUGGGCCUGGUACAGACUUGUUGAUGGACACAUUAAGGUGUUUGGAGGUAACAUCGACCGUAACACUCCAGUUUAUAAUUCUCUGCAUUCGCCAGUUCAAGUCAAGUAUCUGCGUUUCCACCCCAAGACUUGGUCAGGUCACAUUUGUACGAGAGCAGAAGUGUACGGCUGCCAGGAAGGCUAUCAGUGCUCCAUGUCACUUGGGAUUGAAGAUGGUCGAAUUCCAGCCAGUGCCUUGACUGCCUCAACUGUUCACAGCGCUGCCUGUGCGGCCACGUUCGCCCGUUUAAACUUGGCAGCUGCUUCAGGUAAGGCAGGAUCCUGGUGUGCCAAGACGAAUAACGUCAACCAAUGGCUACAGAUUGAUCUGGGAACUCCCACAACCGUUACCAAAGUAGCGACACAAGGAAGACAAGAUGCUUCUCAAUGGAUAACUAGUUACUCGCUGUCUUACAGCCUCGCAGGUUCUUUUUGGGUUCAGUAUACAGUGCGGGGUAAAAAGAAGGUUUUUCGGGGCAACUUUGAUCGGGACUCCAUUGUUGCUCACAAGAUCUUCCCGCCAUUCCAUGCCCGUUUUGUCCGAAUCCAUCCGUUGACAUGGCACAGCCAUAUCAGCAUGCGUGCUGAGCUGUACGGCUGUCCGAUCAAGGGAAUCUGAGGAAGAGAAAGCUCAGUCAGGCGCCGUAGAAACGGGAGACGGUGCAGCAACUUGAAGUACAUGGAGUAGUUGUAGGGGUUUUGUUUGUGAUAUCUUCAAGUUUAUAGAAUAUAGAAUAAAGA